AUGACUUUCCUUGAGCUUCAGACAUGGCUGAUUGGGCUUUACCCAGUGCUGGCUGAUGAAGAGAGUCGCCGAAAGAGGGACUUCGACUACAGUGUGAUCGACAUCUUCGGUGGGGUUGGUUCCUUAUCGCAAGCUGCUGGCUCUGGGUUUGUGUUCGACGUUCGUCGUGACCCUCGUCACAACUGCCAUGAGAAGGAAAACUUGUAUGGCGACGAGAGCAUGGAAUUUGUGGCUACAGGCAAUGCAACAGCUGAGCUGGUUGCCACGGUCUUAGUACCUUUAUGCGACUGGCUGGGGCUGUAUUGGGUCUGUGAAAACCCCAUGAAUUCACUUUUCUUUGUGUAUCCCUCCAUCGACGCUGUCCUACAAGCUCUCCUGGACACUGUGCCCAAUGGUCAAAUUACGAGGACCAUUGUGUGGUUGCGGACUUUCGGUGCAGCUUCCGGAAAGCCCCUUGAGCUGCGAGGAAGGUGGGGUGGCUUCGUAUAUUUGCAGGAAAUCCACCGCCGUGCUUGGGGUCCUACCAGGGGCCGUCGCACCGCUCCAAUCAUGGAUCGCGGAAGCAAGUGGGUAACUGGCAACAAAUCGAGAUUGGCAAGCUCCAGUGCAUAUCCUCGGGCUUUUGGCGCGGCUUUGUGGAAAGCACAUCAAGCCUACUUGGUCCCUAGACAGCAUUGUCAAAAGGGCUUGGGCAAACCUGGUAUUAGUCAGCGAACAAUUGCAAUCUGGUUCUGUCUCCAGAAGUUAUGCACGACCUGCAUGCCUUCGCUGAUGACAUGGUUGGGAAUCUGCCACCCGAGGGCGAAGUGGCACUUCCGGACUG
Molecule: messenger RNA, 823 nt
Organism: Cladocopium goreaui
Lineage: Eukaryota; Dinophyceae; Suessiales; Symbiodiniaceae
Source: the annotation of a GenBank genome assembly